AUGUUGCGACGAGCUCUCUCUACAUCACCGACAUUAUCUUCAGCAAUAUCAACCAAUAAUCUGUUGUUCCGAGAUUAUAUUCAACGCUCCCUGUACGAUCCGGUCGGCGGCUAUUUUACAAGAGGUCAGUCACCCGUGCUCGGACAUGAGACGAAGAUCAACCUCUGCGAAUUGCAGUCCCGAGCAGCAUAUGAAAAAGCGGUUGCAGCGACGUACGCUAGCGCGAGCCAUGGGUGGAUGACGCCGGUUGAACUAUUUUCCCCCUUCCUAUCACGCGCCGUGGCGCAUCGCAUCCAUGCCGUAAACCGCGACGAGAGCAAAGUGAACAUCAUUGAGAUCGGCGGAGGGCGAGGAACUCUCGCUGCAGACAUCCUUGCACAUUGGUCGGAGGUUGCACCAGACUUUCUGCGGAGGGUGCGGUAUAACUUGAUCGAAGUAUCUCCCGCACUUGCCAAGGUGCAGUCAGAAAACUUGAGGCAUUGGGUCAAUUUAGGCACCGCGAAAGUUCAUAACGUAGAUGCGAGAAUUUGGUUUCAAUCACUGAGCUCGGAUGCCCAGCAAUCAGAGGAAAUGAGAUCUACUCCCUGCCAUGUUGUGGCAAUGGAGGUGCUUGACAACCUGCCUCAUGAUUUGCUGCGGCUAGGCGCUGGUAGCGUUGAGCAGGCUGUGGCGAUUCUUUCAGAGAACCCCCCAUCAGACUCUACUGCUAUCAUGCUAGAGUGGAGGUCAGAGCUUGAUGAAACCACAAGUGCAGCUGUGAAGGCUUUUGACCUUCUACGUUCGGACGAGAAUGAUCACUUUAUUUCGCAACAGCGCGACCCAUCAUUCCUGUCUCGAGCUCGCGUUAGUUUUGAGAAUAUGUUGACGGGUGGAAAGCGUGAUUUAUGGGUGCCCACGGCAUCAUACCAGUUACUGAAGGCCAUCAGCUCGUCAUUGUCUCAUGCAGGUAUGACUAUAAGUGACUUCAAUAGUUUCCCGGGUGCUUUACCGGGUGAAAAUGCCCCUGUCGUCCAGCGCGUACAACAGGGAUCAACUGUAGUAUACGAAUCAGUCACAGCCGCCCCAUUUGGGAAAGUGGAUAUAAUGUUUCCAACAAACUUUCACGCUCUGCAAAGAUGUCACAAUUCGUUCGCUGGAAACGGAGUUUCUGAAAAUUCCUAUUUGUACCGCAUCCUGAGCCAGGAAAAAUUCUUUGAGGAGCAUUCAUCCGAAGCGUCCAUCAAUGCCACCACGUGCAAGGAUGGUUACAAUCCAGUGUUACAAGAUUUCGAGAAUGCAAGCUUUCUUUUAGUUGACAAGACUUCGAAGGUAAGUGCGGGCUAG
Chondrus crispus (carragheen) is the source of this 1323-nucleotide messenger RNA. RefSeq lists its product as hypothetical. The record is from RefSeq and is a predicted model, not a curated record. NCBI's taxonomy places the organism in Eukaryota, Rhodophyta, Florideophyceae, Gigartinales, Gigartinaceae. Gene Ontology annotation, molecular function: protein-arginine omega-N symmetric methyltransferase activity. Bases 1 to 1323 code for a protein of 440 amino acids. The transcript has a single exon. Gene Ontology annotation, cellular component: mitochondrion.